AGAGCUCGAGCUUCCCUUGAGCAGAUUCAUCACUCUCUCUUAUGUCUCACCCAACCUCCACUUCCAACCCCAGCAAACGCUCCUCCUCCUUCCCUCAUUCCGCCGCCACAUCUCCAAUUCUCCCCGCGAAGAAGAAGGCCAAGUCUCUCAAUACUCCCCACGUCCACUUCUCCGACUCCCCCACCCUCUCCCUAAUGAUUUAGGACGAUACCGACGCCCAAUUUGUCAAGGAAGAAGGCCACCCUUCUACGGCCCGCGAAGAAGCUCAAUAAAGUCUAAACCAAGAAGUAGUUGGAGACCAAAGUGAAGCUUAGAACCAAGCAGUAAACAGUGAGCCAGUAAACGUGCCUUCUUCAGAUCCCCUCAAAUUCCCAAAAUUGGAGCCCUAAUGAAUCAAGUAGGUGCUUAAUUUGAUACUUAAUCACUCCGAUUGUACAUAUUCAAUACAAUGGUCAAGCAUUCGGCGGUGGCGUCGUUCGUCCCACUCCAAAAGCGGUGGUCGUUGAUGAUAUUAUUAUGCAUUGCUCUCUCCACCGCCGUCGCGUUCUUUAUCGGGGCUUCAUUCAAUUCCUGCAACUCCGUAGAGUACCCUGACCGCCACAAUUUCAAUGAUCCGGUUCAGUCAAUCAUCUCCGGCGGCACCACUGCCGCGAAAGAAGAAAACCCACUCGAUUUUAUGAAAUCGAAGUUUGUGCUCAUGGUCUCGCAUGAGCUCUCGCUCUCAGGUGGACCUUUACUAUUAAUGGAGCUUGCCUUUCUGUUAAGAGCUGUUGGUACACGAGUUGUCUGGGUCACGAAUCAGAAGCCUGCUGAAUCAGAUGAUGUGGUAUUCAGUUUGGAGCAAAGAAUGACUGGCAGAGGAGUGGAGAUCAUGUCUGCAAAAGGGCAGGAAACCGUCGAUGCAGCUCUUAAAGCUGAUCUAGUCAUUUUAAAUACUGCUGUGGCUGGCAAGUGGCUGGAUGCUGUGCUACAAAAAAAUGUUGCUCGUGUACUCCCCAAGAUUUUGUGGUGGAUUCAUGAGAUGCGAGGGCAUUACUUCAAACUGGAGUAUGUUAAGCGCCUCCCUUUUGUUGCAGGUGCCAUGAUUGAUUCACAAACUACUGCUGACUACUGGAAGAACCGAACUCAUGAACGAUUAGGGAUUAAGAUGCCUGAGACCUAUGUUGUGCACCUGGGGAAUAGCAAAGAGUUGAUGGAAGUAGCCGAAGACAGUAUUGCUAGAAGGGUCCUUCGGGAGCAUAUUAGGGAAUCUCUUGGCAUACGAAAAGAUCAUCUUGUGUUUGCCAUUAUCAACAGUGUUUCCCGGGGGAAAGGUCAGGAUCUAUUUCUUAAAGGUUUCUAUGAAGCUCUGCAACUCAGCAAAGAGAGGAAGCUUAAACUGCCACCUAUGCAUGCAGUUGUAGUGGGUAGUGACAUGGGUGCCCAGACUAAAUUUGAAACAGAACUUUGCCAAGUUGUUGCUGACAAGAAAAUUCAGGAGAAUGUUCAUUUCGUGAACAAAACAUUAAACGUUGCUCCUUAUUUGGCUUCAAUUGACAUUCUUGUUCAAAACUCGCAGGCCCGUGGUGAGUGUUUUGGGAGGAUUACCAUUGAAGCCAUGGCCUUUAAGCUGCCUGUACUGGGUACUGCAGCUGGAGGUACAAUGGAGAUUGUAGUGAACGGCACGACAGGUUGGCUUCACCCAGCUGGCAAAGAGGGCGUAACACCCCUUGCAGAAAACGUCAUUCAGCUGGCCACAAAUGUAGAAAUGAGAAGAACAAUGGGGAUGAAGGGUUACGCUCGCGUCAAAGAAAUGUUUCUGGAACACCAUAUGUCACAUAGAAUAUCCUUGGUCUUGAAGGAUGUUUUACAGAAAGCAAAGAGAUCAAUUAAUUAA
This is a messenger RNA of Salvia splendens (bonfire salvia), 1876 nucleotides long. RefSeq lists its product as uncharacterized. Gene Ontology annotation, molecular function: glycosyltransferase activity. Bases 449 to 1876 code for a protein of 475 amino acids. Lineage: Eukaryota; Viridiplantae; Streptophyta; Magnoliopsida; Lamiales; Lamiaceae. The record is from RefSeq and is a predicted model, not a curated record. The transcript is spliced from 8 exons.